GAAUUUUGUUACAGCGAUUUUUGGAUUGUGGGAGGUAGAGAGAUUUGAUAGAGAAGAUAAACAAUCUCUCUCUGUUUCACGGUUGUAUCUUUGUGUUCUUCCUUUUUUGUCUUUGAUUGAUCGGGUUCUGUGCAUUCUGUGAGCAUAUGUGAGGAAUUAGUCCAUUCAGAAUCAGUUGGGAUUUUCAGGCGUGUGAAGUUUAGUUGAGAAAGGACCUUUCUGUUGGGAGAGAUGGGAGAGAAGAAGCAGAAGUUUCUCACAGUAGCGCCCUUUCAGUGUGCUUGGCAGAAGGAAUUGAGAUUCAGGGAGGCUGGUCGUGGUUGUGUGGCUUUUGAAGCUUUCGCCCACAAUGAUGUCACAGUUGUGUUCCGCGAGCAUGUGGGUAGCCAGCACUAUCACUACAGAAGGGAUAAUAGUCCAAACUACACUGUCGUUCUAGGUAGCCAUAGGAAUCGGCGAUUGAGGAUUGAGGUAGAUGGGAAGACAGUGGUUGAUGUAGCUGGUGUUGGGCUUUGCUGUUCUUCAGCUUUUCAGAGCUAUUGGAUCAGUAUCUAUGAUGGUUUGAUUAGUAUUGGCAAGGGCCAAUACCCAUUUCAGAACCUUGUCUUCCAGUGGCUUGAUGCGAACCCUAACUGUAGCAUCCAAUACGUUGGGCUUAGUAGCUGGGACAAAAUUGUGGGUUAUAGGAAUGUCAAUGUGUUGCCCUUAAAGCAGAACCAUAUAUUCCUGUGGAAACAUAGGGAUUAUGAUGAACUUGGAGGGGACAAUGAUGAAGAACAGGAUCUGGAAGGUGGAUGUAACAGUUUGGAGGAGUGGGGACUCAAAAAUUUCCUAGAGAGCUGGGAACUAUCAGAUAUGCUCUUUCUUAUUGGAAAGGAGGAAAAGCCGGUUCCUGCACAUAAAGUUAUCUUGAGCACAUCUGGUAAUUUUCAUUCCAAUUCAUCAGAUGAUGAUGAUGUUAUCCACCUACCAGGUGUAGCUUUUUCAGUUUUUCAUGCUCUUCUUCAGUACAUCUACACAGGCCAGACCCAAGUUUCGGAGUCGCAACUUGGUUCGUUGCGAGAUCUGAGCUUGCAAUUUAAAGUCCUGCCAUUGGUUAAGCAGUGUGAAGAUAUUAUUGAACGCUUUAAACUAAACAAGAAAUUGUUUGAAUCGGGUAAGAAAGUGGAGAUUUCACAUCCAAGUACCCGACCUCAGCGCUGUACAGUGUUCCCUUCUGAGCUCCCUAUUAAUGUCAAUAAGCUCAAGCAUUUGCUUUCAUCUGGAGAGUACAGUGAUGUGGACAUUUAUAUCGACGGGUAUGGUCUUGUUGCUCAUUCUCAUAGAGUCAUCCUUAGUUUGUGGAGUGCCCCAUUUACUAAGAUGUUCACAAAUGGAAUGCGUGAGAGCAGUGCUUCGGAGAUCUGUUUAAAGGAUGUCUCACCAGAAGCUUUCACUGUCAUGCUUGAAUUCAUGUACAGUGGGGAACUUGAUAUCAAAGAUGCCAUGGACUUGGAAGGUCUCUUACGCCAACUUCUUUUGGCAGAUCAAUUUGGAGUUGUACCUCUUCGUCAAGAAUGCUGCAAGACUCUCUUAGUCUCUCUUUCUGAGGACUCAGUGUGUUCCAUUCUUCAAGCCAUAUCAUCAGUUCCAUCAUUUAAACUUAUUGAAGAAACAUGCGAGAGGAAAUUCUCAAUGCAUUUCGAUUACUGCACCACUGCCAGCACUGACUUCGUGUUGUUAGAUGAGGCAACUUUUAGGAACAUUCUUCAGCAUCCUGAUUUGACUGUAACAUCUGAAGAAAGAGUCCUGGAUGCUAUCUUGUUGUGGUGCUUGCAAGCCCAAGAAAUAUGUGGGUGGGAAGUGGUGGAUGAGCUCUUGAAAGCUUCAACGCUGGAACUCUUUUUCGGAGAGAGGCUUCAGACAAUUAAUGACUUGUUGCUCUAUGUACGUUUCCCAUUAAUGCCACUGUCAUUACUUCAGAAGCUGGAAAAGAGCAACCUUUGCAGUCAACUUCCUGUAUUUGAACAGCUUGUGAUGGAGGCCAUUAACUAUUCAAAAUGUGGAAUUGGUAGAUCAGCAGGUGAUCAGAAUGUAAGAUUUCAGCAUAGGCGGUCUAGUUUUAAGGAGCUUCUAUACAUAUGUGAUGGUGAUAAGAAUGGGGUUAUUUACUUUGCCGGCACAUUAUAUGGUGAACAUCAAUGGGUAAAUCCUGUUCUGGCUAAGACAAUUACUGUAACUGCCAGCAGUCCUGCCUCAAGAUACACAGACCCCAAGGCCUUAGUUUCAAGGUCAUACCAGGGAACCUCUUUUGCAGGGCCUCGGAUUGAGGAUGGACAGAAAUGUGCAUGGUGGAUGGUUGACAUUGGCCAGGAUCACCAGCUGAUGUGCAACAAUUACACAGUGAGGCAGGAUGGCUCAACCGCAUACAUGAGAUAUUGGGCUCUUCAGGGUUCUUUGGAUGGAAAGAGUUGGACCAACUUGAAAGUACACGAAAAUGAUCAGGCAAUAUGUAAGCCUUGUCAGUUUGCAUCAUGGCCUGUGCAUGGUUCCACUGCCCUGCUUCCCUUCAGGUUCUUUAGAGUUAUCUUGACAGGUCCAACCACAGGAGAUUCCAACCCAUGGAACCUUUGCAUUUGCUUCUUAGAAUUGUAUGGUUACUUCCGGUAGUGUAACUGAAAUGAUGCCUGCUUGAUCAG
This is a messenger RNA of Telopea speciosissima, 2678 nucleotides long. Its product is annotated as BTB/POZ domain-containing protein At2g30600. The coding region runs from base 232 to 2649 and encodes 805 amino acids. Gene Ontology annotation, molecular function: protein binding. The transcript is spliced from 13 exons. The record is from RefSeq and is a predicted model, not a curated record. NCBI's taxonomy places the organism in Eukaryota, Viridiplantae, Streptophyta, Magnoliopsida, Proteales, Proteaceae.